AUGGAUCCUACUGACUCCCGCUCGAAGCGCCCUAUUCCAAAGACCGGAAAUACGACAGUUUACGACUCACACUUUGAAAACCAUCUGAACGACCACGGUAUUUUCAUGCCCAAUUCUACCUACCCAGAUGGGACCAAGCCAUGUAAACCGGAGAAUAUCGCCGAGAUUCAAAGACGGUUACGAGCCCCUCGCCCGUCCCUCGCAUUGUCCGAAGAUUCCCUGCAGAAGGAAUUUGACAAAUUUACCUUCCUUAACGACAGCACCUCCGACGAGCAGCUCGUGAUCAAGAAAAUCCUCCCGAUUCUCGACGGUCCGCAACAACAAUCGUCAUUUUUUCACGAUGGCGGCAAUCACCCCUUCACGAACCUGGCGCCGCUCACGACCGGUACCCUCGCCAAUGCCAAGCCUGAUAUCUACUACGGCGCGCCGCCUUACCAGCUGCAUUAUCGUGUCCGGGAACAGCUCAGUAACCAGAUUAUCCCCACCCGGCAGGGUAACCGUCCUAUCACGCCUAAUUUUUUCGUCGAGACAAAGGGCCACUGUGGCUUGCCGCCCGUGCUGAAACGUCAGGCCUUGUAUGAUAGCGCUCUAGGCGCCCGAGCGAUGCAUUCCCUCCAGCAAUAUGAAUAUGCGCAAGAGGGGCGCCGCAGCAGCAGCAACAGCAGUAACCGACUACAGGAUAACGACAAUUGCUCCGGUUCUGCGCCUGCUCCUGGCCCUGCCCAUGAUUCCACUUACGAUAACCAUGCCUACGCGAUCGCUUCUCCCUUUCAAGACGGAACGCUAGGUAUCUACGCGACUCAUCCGACGCAAACUCCGAAUAAUAUUAACCCCGGUGCAGACCGUCAGACGGAUUAUGUAAUGACCCGGGUCGGGCAUUACUCCUUGAUCGGGAGUCCGGAAUCCUACCAACAAGGUCUGACCGCGUAUCGCAAUAGCCGGGACCUGGCGAAUGAAUAUCGGGACGAGUUUAUCAGGCAGGCGAAUGAGCGAUAUGAAGCUGGUCGGUAG
This is a messenger RNA of Aspergillus affinis, 1011 nucleotides long. RefSeq lists its product as uncharacterized. The coding region runs from base 1 to 1011 and encodes 336 amino acids. The transcript has a single exon. The record is from RefSeq and is a predicted model, not a curated record. NCBI's taxonomy places the organism in Eukaryota, Fungi, Ascomycota, Eurotiomycetes, Eurotiales, Aspergillaceae.